AUGCCAAAAUUAGAUCCGAACAACUAUAGACCGACAAUGGCAUCUUCGACAAUCGAAGAAAUCAAAAUCGUUGUCGUCGGCGAUGGCUAUACUGGCAAAACCACACUAUGUAUAGUUUAUAAAGAUGGAGAAUACCCACAAGAUCCUUAUGUUCCGACGAUUUUUGAGAAUUAUGCAGCAACAGUAUCAUUGAACAAUCGAAAGUAUAUUCUUAAUCUAUUCGAUAGUGCUGGACAAGAAGAAUAUGAUCAACUUCGUAUCAUGGCUUAUCCGAAUACAAAUGUAUUUAUUCUGUGUUUUUCCGUUGUCGAUCCCGAUAGUUAUUCGAAUAUUUUGAGUAAAUGGAUACCUGAACUCAAUCGCUAUGCCCCGCGAGUACCGANUUUGCUCCUGCGCGUCUCUUUGUUGCGACUGACUGACAGAAUAUACGACUUGGGCUGA
This is a messenger RNA of Adineta ricciae, 441 nucleotides long. NCBI's taxonomy places the organism in Eukaryota, Metazoa, Rotifera, Eurotatoria, Adinetida, Adinetidae. The record is from the annotation of a GenBank genome assembly.